Molecule: messenger RNA, 1352 nt
Organism: Helianthus annuus (common sunflower)
Lineage: Eukaryota; Viridiplantae; Streptophyta; Magnoliopsida; Asterales; Asteraceae
Exons: 2
Coding region: 27-1118 (363 amino acids)
Molecular function (GO): phosphatidic acid binding
Source: RefSeq, a predicted model, not a curated record
CGUACAAGGUCCGACUCAAUCAAUAUAUGCAUUGGUCCAAAUCUGAUCUGAUACCGAAAAACCCGAACUCCCGAAAACCAAUCAUGUCAUACUACCCGAAAGGUCACCACUACGAAUCUGGAGACGACGUCGAUGACUUCGACGACUACGAUCCCACCCCAUACGGUGGAGGCUACGACAUGGCCCUCACCUACGGCCGCCCUCUCCCUCCAUCGGAGGAAAUCUGCUACACUUCCACCUCCACUUCCUCCUCUGGCUUUGACUAUGAAACCUCCAACUACUCUUCCUACUCCGAGCCAACUGCUUACGGCGAAGAAGCUCUUGACAAUGAAUACAAGAGCUAUGUUCGACGCAAGCCUCAUGGAGGCGUGAGUCAUCAGCCCGGUGGCGGUUAUGGCGGUGGAUCUGGUUACGGUAGGCAGGAGGAGCCGGUUUCCGAGUAUGGAUCUGGUUAUGGCCGGAGGCAAGAAGAGGAUCCGAAUCCGGAGUACGGAUCUGGUUAUGGCCGGAAACAUGAGGAUCCGAAUCCGGAGUACGGAUCUGGUUAUGGACGUCGUCAGGAGGAACCGGUUUCAGAGUAUGGAUCCGGUUAUGGCCGUAGACAGGAGGAGCCGGUUUCGGAGUAUGGAUCCGGUUAUGGUCGUCGACAGGAGGAGCCAGUUUCGGAAUACGGAUCCGGUUAUGGACGUCGGCAGGAGGAGCCGGUUUCUGAAUACGGAUCCGGUUAUGGCCGUAGGCAAGAGGAGCCGGUUUCUGAAUAUGGAUCUGGUUAUGGAAGGAGGCAGGAGGAACCGGUUUCUGAAUAUGGAUCUGGAUACGGGCGGAUGCAAGAGGAGCCGGUGUCUGAAUAUGGAUCUGGUUAUGGCCGGAGGCAGGAGGAACCGGUGUCUGAAUAUGGAUCUGGAUAUGGUCGUCGACAGGAGGAGCCGGUUUCUGAAUAUGGAUCGGGUUAUGGGAGGAGGACUGAGGAAUAUGAGAGACCUAGUUACGAAAGGCGUGAUGAUGAUGAGGAUGAAGAUCGUGGUGGCCGUAAGAAAUAUGGAGAUGAUGGUUCUGAUGAUGAAGAUGAUGAGAGGAAGAAACACAGGCACCACCACCGCAAGCACUAUGAUGAUUGAGAGCUAAAGUUUGGUUUGUUGGAUUGAUUGAUGCUUCUCCAUAUGCUACUAGUAUGAAUAAAGGGGUGGCAUUUUAUACUUGUGAUGUUUCAUGUACUUCCAGCACAAAAAACUGGUUUAUGUCUUUUAUAUGUGAUUGUGUGUCUUUGCUUGUGUUAUAAAACUGUUUGGUUUGCUAUGGUUUGGUUUUUAUUAAUAAAAUCCUAAAUUCUUGCGGUGUGUGAUCAUCGAGAC